AUGGCUUCUUACGACGGAAUCGACUCCUUAAAGAGUUUUUUCAGAAACGAGUCGCUCAAUAAGAUUGCUAUUUCUAGGGCUUUUCAUGAACUAUGGAAACGAAAUGAUAUACAGUCGGAAGAAAAUGAUUGUAACUGUCUUUUAGAGAUUUUAAAGGAGUUAAUGGCAGAAAAUCUAGAUAGUGAUAGGAAGCAACAUCUCAUAUCAUUACAAGAUAUCGUUAAGAUACAUAUGCGAAAUUUAUGGAAAGAAUUGAAAAUAUUAGUAGAUGAGGAUUUGAUUCGGUUUGAGACUGAUGAACCUCCAGAUUGGAAAGUACAUGCCAUCCGUAACAUCGGCAAUAUAAAGGAUAGACUACAGAAAGCAAACACAUCGGUACAUGAACGUCUUCUCAAGGAAAUACAAGACGUAGAUAUUAAUGAUUUAACCUAUGAUGACCCGUUAGCUAAUGGUAUAGUUGACCUCGGAUCUUCACAAUACCAGUUAGUUGAUGAUGACUAUGACGUUCUUGUGGGUGAGAAAGGUGGCAUAAGGAAGUUAGGAAAAGGUGCUUUGAUAAAGAGUGUGUGCGUAAAUUACGUUACGAAAAGAAACGAAAUUCAAACCGAGUGCAAAUUCGUCAUUGCACCUUCAGAAACGACAAGGCACAAGAACUGGGUUGAGGGCGAAAUCAACAGAGCACAAAUAGCAACAAAUAUAACAGACACUCUUUUGCAAGAAAUUAAAAGGAAUGUUCUUCAUAAAAUUUCCAAAGCUUCAGAGAAUGCUCUCGUAGACGUUGUAGCACGUCUUAUGGAGGCAUCUAUAUAUCAAAUGCCAAUUGACUUGGAUAUCGAAGUGACGAGAAAUGAUCGUCAGAGUGAUGCCAGCAAAAAAAGAAAAAAUCGACAAGUAUCCGGCUCAAGAGGCAACAAGCCAGACUUAAUGAUUAGAGCAUUUUUCAAAAAAAAGUGGAACGAAAUCGCAUAUAUCGAAAGCGGAAAAUGGAAAUCGACAGAUACAAAAACCCAUAAUGAUCAUAAAAAGUUGGCUCGUUUCACCACAGACGGGUAUACCGAUAUGUCGAAAAAGACUAAAAAGAAUAAGCUAUAUAAAUUCUGCAUUGUAUUUGGUAUAAAUAUUACAGAUGACCACUGUGUUGAUAUAUACGGAUUGUUACGAGAAAAAGGUAUAAAGUUUUACCUCCCUAUCAUAAAAGCUAAGAUUCCUUUACAUAAAGAAACUGUGGAUAAAGUUGAAGAAUUUGUGCAUGCCUUACUAAUUUUGCGGAACGGAAUACUGGUAACUCUUCAUGAAUUCAUUCAGAUUUUAUUAAAGAACUCUAGGUCAGCCACUGAACAACAUGAUUCUUCCGAAAAAGAUUCUUCUGAAGAAGAUUCUACCAUUAGGACCCCAUAA
Cetraspora pellucida is the source of this 1398-nucleotide messenger RNA. NCBI's taxonomy places the organism in Eukaryota, Fungi, Glomeromycota, Glomeromycetes, Diversisporales, Gigasporaceae. The record is from the annotation of a GenBank genome assembly.